Molecule: messenger RNA, 954 nt
Organism: Zingiber officinale
Lineage: Eukaryota; Viridiplantae; Streptophyta; Magnoliopsida; Zingiberales; Zingiberaceae
Product: two-component response regulator ORR1-like
Exons: 5
Coding region: 107-709 (200 amino acids)
Biological process (GO): cytokinin-activated signaling pathway; phosphorelay signal transduction system
Source: RefSeq, a predicted model, not a curated record
CGACCGCUCACAGGAGGACACAAGCGCACAUCCGCCGUCUCUGUCACUGCAAAUUAAAAUACUACGUCGGGAAAUUGGAAGGGCGGAGAGAUAGAGAGAGGGAGGGAUGGAGGGGAUGGAAGAGGAGCUGAAGAAAGAAGAGGGAGAGGUGGUGGGCAAAGCUGCCAGUGGUGGUGGUGGUGGUGGUGAUGGAGGACGAGGUAUGAGAGUGCUGGUGGUGGAUGACUCCCCUGUGGACAGGAAGAUAGCGGAGAUGCUGCUCAAGAAGAAUGGAGGGAUGUUUGAGGUCAUUCCCGUUGAUUCAGGCAUAAAAGCAUUGGAAGUUCUCGGCUUGAAUGAAGGGAAAUCUGAAAGGACCCACAUUAAUGAACAAAAGAUCGAUAUAGUUCUCACUGAUUAUUUUAUGCCACAUAUGACUGGCUAUGACCUUCUUAAGACUGUUAAGGAGAACAGCAACUUGAGAUCCAUACCCGUGGUCAUGAUGUCGUCUGAAAAUGAUCCUGAGAUAAUCAGCAGCUGCAAAGGAAUUGGGGCUGAAGAUUUCUUUGUUAAGCCAUUUAAGCUAAAAGAUGUACAGAGGUUACGAACUUACGCAGCCAAGACUCCAAUGUGCAAACACGGUACGAAGAGGAAGUUGCCGGUAGAUGUGAUACCAGAGAACAGCAGUUACGAGUCGUGCCCUCGCGUUCCAAAGGUUGCCGUUGCGUGAUUAAAUCAAGAAAUCCUGUUGUGUUUUUGACAGUUAACCACCAGUAAUCAGAUCCAGAGUUUAUAUUGUAACUAGAGCCUAACAAUGAUUAUUGAUCUCUUACGGUUAUUCGUUGUGCUAAGAUCUGAAAAAGACCACAUGCUACAAUUGGUUGAGAAUGGAGAGGCAAAGCAGUAUUGCAAAUUGAGUUUGGGAGAACUUGUGGAUCAUCUGUUAUUGCUUUUAAAUCUUAGCUUUGAUCUUAA